This is a messenger RNA of Pecten maximus, 575 nucleotides long. RefSeq lists its product as uncharacterized. The record is from RefSeq and is a predicted model, not a curated record. The coding region runs from base 127 to 462 and encodes 111 amino acids. The transcript is spliced from 4 exons. NCBI's taxonomy places the organism in Eukaryota, Metazoa, Mollusca, Bivalvia, Pectinida, Pectinidae.
UUUUGACAUUGACAACAUGCGUGCAUAGAUAUCUAUCUCUAUAUAAACUCUUGAAUAACGCUUACUCUACCUAUUCCUGUACAAAGGAUCGCAUUGUCAACUAGUCUGUCAACUUUACAGGUCAUCAUGAAGUUGGUCCUUUUUCUCGUUCUGGCCCUGCCUUUGGUCAUGUCAGCACCACAGAGAAAGGCUUCAAAUCCAUUUGUGAACUCUCUUGUGAACAUUUUCCACGGAGAUGAGCUAAAACAACUAGUUACAGAUUUAGUUGACGAUAUUGGUUCUGACGAUAGGGAGGUGGAAUGUGAAAAAGAGUGUGACCAUCUCGUAGACACCCAGUUUAGUGGAACUGUCAACGUCCUGUCACAUCACGUUUGUCCCCUGGCUUGCCAUUCGCUCCAGGAGUUGGCCCACUUCUUCCAUGUCCCUAUUCCUACAGCGCCAAUUGUCAGUCAAACUCCGUAGAGCGACAGCAUGACAUGAUCUGUGUUCCCUUGGAUUAGAUGGAAUGUUUAACUGUUCGUUGAUGUACAUUUUGGUUAUAUAAUAUCAAAUAAACAACCAUCCGAAAUCGACAA